Molecule: messenger RNA, 1674 nt
Organism: Penicillium daleae
Lineage: Eukaryota; Fungi; Ascomycota; Eurotiomycetes; Eurotiales; Aspergillaceae
Exons: 2
Coding region: 1-1674 (557 amino acids)
Source: RefSeq, a predicted model, not a curated record
AUGUCAUUUCAGACGCCGGUGUCGAUAGUAUCAACUCAAAUUGUAGGGCUGGGAACACUGGAUGGAUUCCAUUACGCCAAUGGUGUGGAGCAAUACUGCGGGAUUCCCUACGCCUCGUUAUCAAAACGAUGGACGCGCUCUGUACUGAAGACUUCGUGGGAAAAUGGCUACCACAAUGGAACACAACUUGGAAAUAACAUGCCACGCCCGCAAACUCCAGGUUACAACACAAACAUAUUCAUACCGGUCCCUCCAAAUCCGAAUUUUCCCCGUCAUCCAGAAGUCGACGAGAAGACUGCUCUGGUCAUGAAUGUAGUCGUUCCCCAGCACCCACGCUUAGAAGGAGAGAAAUUCCCCGUACUCGCGUGGAUUCAUGGCGGGUCUCUGCUCUUCGGUAGUGCGAACUACGGAAUCUACGAUGCCGUCAAUCUGGUCUCCCACAGUGUCGAAAUUGGUUGGCCCGUUGUAGUAGCGAGUUUUAAUUACCGACUGGGAUUAGGCGGUUUCCUCGCUAGUGCAAAGAUCGGCGAGGAAUUGAAGGCAGAUGGGUUCGAGGGUAACGGGAAUUUUGGAUUCACGGAUCAAAAAGUUGCAAUGGACUGGAUUCAAACAUAUAUCAGUGAGUUUGGAGGCGACCCAAACAGCGUCACUGUCUUUGGCCAGUCAGCAGGUGGUGUCUCGAUUGGCCAUCAGAUGGCAGCGAACAAUCCAAUGAAAUUUGACCGAGCGAUUUGCAUGUCUGGCUUGGGGAGUACGCUUUCACCACUGGAUUUAGAUGAGCAUGAGGCAUUGUUUGACGCAACGUGUCGCUAUUUCUCUAUUGACCCCCAUGCCCCGGAUGCCCUCGAUCAGCUUAGAAAAGUACCAGAACAGGAAAUGGCGAACGCGGACCACAUUAUCCAAGGAGUUCCAUCGGGGACUGGUAAUACCUGCAAUGAUGGAUGGUUCUAUGCAUUCGACCCGCAACUUCAAUUAAAGACUGAGGCACCAAGUUGGUUGAAAUCUUUUAUGAUAGGCGAUGUGCACGACGAAGGCGUGAUUUUCACCAUGAAUGUCAUGAAUGAGACAUACGAAACCGUACGACAGACACUACUGGAAAGCAUACAAAACGGGGUCUACGUCGACAGAAUCCUUUUCGAAUAUGGUAUCACCCGGAAUACGUCAAGUCCAACCCUUGUGGAUAAAGUGUGCACUAUGGGCGGAGAGGCUGUCUUCAAGAUCCAGAACUAUCUUACUGCGAAUGUUAACAAGCGGUUGAGACAGGAGAAAGCCAUAUUCAAAUAUCAUUUCAACCAGCGAUCCCGUCUCAACAAUGCCUUGAAUGGGCUGGCGUACCAUGGCUUUGAUGUGCUGUACCUAUUUGGCAAUCUCAACAACCAACUCAAUGCCAGGGAACGCGCUAUGCGACGUGAGAUGGCAUCGGCUUGGGUCAAGUUUGCAUGGGGUCAAGAGCCAUGGCGGACUGAGUUUUGGAAGGUCUGGGGUCCUGAUUCAUUGGGUAGACUGGAGACAGAGGAAGAAGAUGAGCAUGUACGCUCCUAUUCAAGGUUCAAGCACUUGCUGUUAUGGGGCUCUGAUGGACUGUGGGAGAAGUAUCUGGUUGGACUGGACCGUUUAUUGAUGAAGCGGGGAAAGCCGAGGACAUCUAGGCAUACUCCUACUGCUGGAUUAUAG